Grus americana (Whooping crane) is the source of this 7392-nucleotide messenger RNA. It is a transcript of the gene LDB3, whose product is annotated as LIM domain binding 3. NCBI's taxonomy places the organism in Eukaryota, Metazoa, Chordata, Aves, Gruiformes, Gruidae. Gene Ontology annotation, biological process: heart development; actin cytoskeleton organization; muscle structure development. The coding region runs from base 353 to 2788 and encodes 811 amino acids. The transcript has 18 exons. Gene Ontology annotation, cellular component: Z disc; filamentous actin; stress fiber. Gene Ontology annotation, molecular function: actin binding; muscle alpha-actinin binding. The record is from RefSeq and is a predicted model, not a curated record.
CACUUCCCCCCUCCCCGGGGCCGCCCUCUGGCUGCGGCGGCCCGGGUGUGUGUGGGGGUGUGUGUUGUCCGUGGGUGCGUGUGACCGCAAGCGCCGCCUGUUGAGGGCAGCUGCGGCUCCUGCGGGGGCGGGGACGUCCGCCCGCCGGUCCGCUCGGGGGCUUGGCCGUGGCGGAGCGGCCGUCCCACGCCUGCCGACACCCACCCACCCGCUGCGGCUGCGGCGCGACACGGUAAAGCAGUGCGUGGCCGGAGGUAGCGGUGGGCUCACGGUCGGCCUAGAGUUACCGGUUGUGCUACUCGAGAUACUGCAAGUGGGCAAGUGCCUUGUUUCCUUGUGAAAGAGGUACAAAAUGGCUUACAGCGUGACUCUGAAUGGACCUGGACCAUGGGGUUUCCGACUGCAAGGGGGCAAGGACUUCAACAUGCCCUUGACCAUCUCCAGAAUCACCCCUGGCAGCAAGGCAGCACAGUCACAGAUGAACCAAGGGGACCUUGUGGUAGCCAUUGAUGGAGUCAACACUGACAGCAUGACCCACUUAGAGGCCCAGAACAAGAUCAAGUCCGCCAGCCACAACUUGAGCCUCACUCUUCAGAAAUCUAAACGUCCAGUGCCAGUUUCAACCACAGCGCCCAGAAUUGACUCUCCCAGAGCUGUAAUUCCCCACCAGAAGGAACCUGCUUGGGAAAUCAAUGGCAACAGAACAACCUUCAGUCCUCUAACUAACACAGCGACUGGGCCCAUGGGUAGUAUUUUAGCAGCCAAUGGAACGUUUUCAGGCUACAUCAACAAGCAAGAGAUCAGCUUUUCAAAUAGCUCUUCCUACUUAAAGACUACCACAGUUAGAUCUUCCAUGUCCUCUCAGUCUGUGACUCCUGAUAUUUCACCUGCAAAGAGUAAUCUAGGUUCAAAACUAAGCCCUGUAUUGACUGAUGGCAAUAGUCCUUUACACCAGCUGAGCCCUGCAAGGCAGUAUAACAACCCUAUUGGCCUUUACUCAGCAGAGACUCUAAGGGAAAUGGCUGAGAUGCAUAAAUUAAGUCUCAACCGAAGGGCUUCGGAAGGUGGACUUCCUAGAGGUACCCUUCCUAUUAAAGAUCGUCAUGUAGACAGUGCCUCUCCGGUGUAUCAGGCUGUGCUUAAAACUCAAAACAAGCCUGAAGAUGAAACCGAAGACUGGAGUCGCCGUUCUGCCAAUCUGCAGUCUAGGUCUUUCCGCAUCCUGGCCCAGAUGACUGGAACGGAGUACAUGCAAGAUCCAGAUGAAGAAGCCCUGAGGAGGUCAAGAGACAAGGAAAAUGUUGCUGCAGCAUCAGAAAGCAGGCCUACAGCUACCGCACAUGCACCACAGUAUGUGACCUCAAGUAUUUGGCAUCCUCCUAAAUCAGGCACCAUGGAUGCCAACACUGACAAUGCUAAGCCAGUGGCCUCCAAGGGGUCUGUGAGGCUUGGAGCGGGUACAAGUCAGAGGGAGGCCAGUUACAUCACUACUGGCCAGAAAGUCCCUCUUGCUACAUCCAGUAAUAAAAGUACCCCUGUUGAGCAUGCUCCGGUGUCUACCAGUUCUGCCUCUGCUCCUGCACCAUAUGCUUCAGCACAUCAGCCUGCUGCUGCUGCUCAAAAUACAGCCAGUCUGAUGACACCACCAGCAACCACCUCAGUAGUGCGAGAGUCUUUCUCAUCCUCCUUCCAAAGAGUGGUUGCAGCCCCAAGCUCUCUUUCACAGCCUAAGCCUUUCCAUGGGUCCAAGAACAUGUCAUUAGCAGCUUCCACUAUUUCAUCUGCUAUCUCGUCGCAGUCUAGUUUCAACCGGCAUUCUUCCACCUCCAUCAGCUACCAGUCAAAGAAGAGAAACACAAGCCAGUCAUAUACACCAACACCAGUUUCCGGAAGCUACAGUGAAAGUCCUGCUGCUUCUGCUACUUCAAAACCAAGAGUCGUUACUACUGCCAGCAUAAAGCCCUCUGUCUACCAGCCAGCACCAGCACCAGUUCAUUCCUACACCCCUGCCAACGUUGAGCCUGCAAGUCGCCCUCCCUGGGUAACAGAUGACUCCUUUUCCCAGAAAUUUGCACCUGGAAAAACCACUACUACUGUCACAAAGCACAUCCUACCAAGGGGUGCUCCAGUACCAUCUCCUGCCUCAACUUCUGCUUACCCAUCUCCAGUUUCAACUUCUUCCCAGGCUCCUGCAAUAGCCCGGGGAACAGUUCAGAGGGCUGAGCGUUUUCCAGCCAGCAGCCGAACUCCUCUCUGUGGGCACUGUAACAGCAUAAUUCGGGGUCCUUUCCUGGUAGCCAUGGGUCGCUCUUGGCACCCAGAAGAAUUCAACUGUGCUUACUGCAAGACAUCCUUGGCUGAUAUGUGCUUUGUGGAGGAGCAGAAUAGUGUGUACUGUGAGCGCUGUUAUGAACAGUUCUUUGCACCAACCUGUGCCAGAUGCCACACUAAGAUCAUGGGGGAAGUGAUGCAUGCCCUAAGACAGACUUGGCACACAAGUUGCUUUGUCUGUGCUGCUUGUAAGAUGCCAUUUGGGAAUAGCCUCUUUCACAUGGAGGAUGGGGAACCUUACUGUGAGAAAGAUUAUAUUGCUUUGUUCAGCACAAAAUGCCAUGGCUGUGAUUUUCCUGUUGAAGCUGGAGAUAAAUUCAUUGAAGCUCUUGGACACACUUGGCAUGAUACCUGCUUCAUUUGUGCUGUAUGCCAUGUGAAUUUGGAAGGUCAGCCAUUCUACUCCAAGAAGGAUAAGCCGCUGUGCAAGAAGCAUGCCCAUGCCAUCAAUGUUUAAAAGAAGAGUUGGUAGACAGUAAUGCUGGGGAAAAACAAAUGACUAACUGGGCAAUUAUAAAGUUGAUAACCAUGGCUAGAAUUUUUCUUGGUAAAAGCUAGGAAGUUGAUAAUUCUGAAGUUUAACCUCUUUUGUAAAUGCAGAACAUGAUUUUGCAAGGUUCAUACAAAAACCUACAGAAUGAACAGUCAAAACCAAAUGAACUAGGCCAUUAUUAGAGCAACGGUUGGGGGAAAUACUGAAAUUAACUAAAAACUGUAAUAUAAAAAGUAAAGCAUGAAUACAGUUUCAAAUGAGCUACCCACAGCAGUUUUACUGCUUAGACCACACACUAGUGUUUAAGAACAACUGGAAAAGUCCUUUUGUAGUAAGUCAUUUUCUUUCUUAACAAGAAUGAGUAAGUGCCACGUGUACAAUAAUCUGUAGAAGCAAAGGCUAUAGCUUUCAAAGGGAAAUAAAUAGAUUAGGGUUUCCUCUAUGAAAAGUGAGUGCUAUUCCAUUAUGUUGUGGUGCUACCUCAUAGCAUCAAAUAUUUUAGAUUCUUCCCAAAUAACUUAGUUUGAAAAUAAAGUGGAAACAGAAUUAAUUCCUUCCAUAACCCAGUAAGAUUGAGAAAAGCGUGUUGGGUCAACCUUGCUAGUGCACUUGGCUUAUACGUGCACAAUAGAUUAGUUCACUUUCAAAUCAUAGUGGAAAAGGACAACUGGUUUUCUACAAAUUGCUCUUACAUUGAAUGGAGUAGCACUGGCUAGGAAAGACAGCUUUUAAUUUGAAACCAGUUUUCCUUUCCUCUUGUGGAAAAAAAAUGCUCAAAGUUACUUUGGUUCGUAAUUCCCAUUGAUAUCAGUGAGAGGUAGGAAUCUACAUCUGGACCUUCACAUUGAUGAACACAGAAGACACACAUUCAUCUAGCACAGCUAGGAAGUGGGAAAUAGCUUGCAAAAGUUCCCUGCUCUGUCCCACGUAGUUAGGAAAAGGCCUCUUUUCUUUUUUUUCUUAUAGUAAAUUAACAUUGAUUAAAAAUUCAUAAGGCAGCAUAACACCACAGGCACAUACUCUUUAUUAUCUUUGUUAGUUUAAAUGCAACACAUUCUGAAUUGUAGUAUUUGCCCUUGUAAAACAGUAGAAAGGCUCUGACAAUUAGGAUAACCAUACAAUCAUCUUUUCUAAUAUUUUAAGAACAACUUUCAAGUUGUUCAAACAGGUAUUUAUAAAACUUUUUUUUUUUUUUUUUGCAAAAGAGCAAUACUUGUAGUACCAAUAAUACUUCUGAAUUUUUAUUUUAAAUAUCAAUGACUUUUGUAUUGGAGACAGCAGUUCUGUCUGAUAGAAAAUAGAGUUAAAAUGGGAAGUCUGAUCACUAUUCAAGUUUUAUUAAUUUGUUUAAGUGAGAAUUAUGAUGUGUGUGUUGACAGCUUGCAGUACUGACAGUUUUGAAUUAGUAUUUCUGAGGCUGAGGAUGCAUUCUGUGGGCCACAUUCUGGUGCCAUCUAUACUCUAUUUUACCUUGGUUUUUGAGUGACAAGGAAUGACAUAGCAUUGCCUGCCUUUUCCCUCCUAUGGGUAAUGCCCAUUUUAAGGAAAUUGGUGUGUCUUUUUCAGGGAUGAAAAACUAUCCAAAUCUUGGGGGAGGAAUAAAACAAUUUGGAGUUCUAAUAUGAGAGUUAGGUUACCUGCAGGCAGUCUGCAUAUCGGACAAAAAUAACAACCUGAACUGCUUGUGGCAGUUUUGAUAUGUAUGAUGUGUUUAUUCAGUAGGUAUCUUAGUUCUCAGUGAUCUUAGCAGUGAUCUGAUCUGAGUGCUACAGGGUCAGAUUUUUGUAUGCAUGAAUUAUUCUAAAACACUGGUACAUUAUAUACAAAGCCUUUUUUUUUUUCUAUAGCAAACAAAUUUUCUGUUUUCAGUCAGUGCUGGGCUGGUGUGAAUAUGGUUCCAUUGAUUACAAAAUCCAAAGAUCUGGCUCAUAAAAUUCUCUAGAGGAAUAAAUUGUAAUCAUUGAAGUUAAGUAUUUUUUCACUCAUAUUUGACUUCAUGAAAUACCUUUUCAUAACAGUGAGACAAUUCUAGAUUUCCUUUUAAUUUUUUAAUGCUAUUCAACAAAAUGGUGUUUAUUAUUCUCUGUUAUUUAAGAGAAUUCAUAUCAGCGUAUUAUAUACUAAGACUGCAUUGAAGGUACUCUUUAGGCAGAUUUCUGUGUUACUGACUGACUCACUGGGACUAGUCUCUUGCUGUCAACAUCAAAACAGGGAGUCAGACUCCUUGGGAGGACACAAAAUGCUAGGGCUUGUGAUGCCUCAGGAGAAUUUCAUGAGGUCUUCUGCCUCUAAUCUGCAUGGGUGUAUAUGUGUCUCUCUCCCUCUCCACCCUCCCUCUCAGUGUCCCCAAAAACAGUGGCAGCGUGAAGGAUAAAGCAUUUUAGGAGAUGGCCAGAGAUGGAGUGCUGCAGCUUAGGCAGGGGCACACUCUGUGCAGAGAUGGUGGUAGGCAGCGCGGCUGGGGCUGUCUCUUUUUCACAUUCACAGGGGAGCCCAGAUUGCCAGCUGAAGUGGCCCAGGUCAGCAUGCGAGUUUUUGGGGUGGACAGGGGUCUCAGCGUGGGCAGGGGAAGGGAGGCUUGGAUCAGAGAAGGCAGAGCACCUGCAGCAGCCAGAAUGUAGGGGCUCUGGGGGCCUCUGAGUGUGAAAAGAUGAAGCAUUGAGGAGAUGGGAAGCCCUUACUGAAGCAGGGGUUGGAGGAGGGGGAAUAGUUAGGAAAGGCCAGUUUCACUAAGUCGAGAUGUUAGAUAGUUAGGGUGGGGAAGGGGGGAAUAGCCAGGAUGACUCACUACAGUCAGGGAAAGGGCUUGAAGCCAGAAAUUAGGAUACAGGCAGCUCACAAUAGUUCAGAGAGGUAGUAUGACUGUGUAUAGAACGGGUGAGCAAGGGGGAUACAGGAUCCAAUCUAGUAAAUUUGAAGUCAGUACUGCAGAAAGGUGCAUGCAAUGUAUGUUAGCAUAGCUCAGCUAGCUUGUGGCGUGGCAACAGUGAACAUGCAGCAGCACAGACUUCAGUGGGAGCCGUACUAGCUUGAAAGAGUCCUGAAAAUUUCCUUUUCAGUGGGAACUGUACUAGCUUGAGAGAGUCCUGAAAAUUUCCCUUUCAGUGAGGAGCUGUACUAACUUGAGAGAGUCUUGAAAAUUUCCUUGGACAGAUUACCUGCACUGUAACACAUGCCCUGACUCCAGCUGGUGUCUGAGCAAGUGAGAUUAAAGCUAGUUUACAUAUCACUAUAUGAGGUACAGUGAUAUCUCUGAAUGAAGAACAGAGAUACCCUGAGGAUUAUCAUGUAAUAAAUUUCCUGUUUUGACUUGUGCUGCUUCAUAAUGUGGUCCAAAUAUAGGGAAUCCACUUAUCCGCCCUUGAUAUCUAUAUUAAGAUAUAAUUUUUGCACAUAUCUGAACCAGAAAUUUGUGAAUAAUAAUGUAGUAUUUUAACUUUGACAGGGGAAGAAUACCAUGUAACUGCUGAUACUCUUCUGCCACAUGUCACCUUUGUGAUAUGGAGGGGGGAAAGAUGCAUAUAUAUAUAUAAAAUUCAGAAUAGGGCCCUUCAGUUAUCACUGAACAUAAACGCUGUACAAAAAUAUGCAAGAUUAAUAAUGUGUACUUGUUUAUGUUUUAUGUCUUGUAAUAGAUGCCUGGGACAAGUCCUAAGUUCCUCUAAAUAUUUCUUUUCAUUCUAAUUAACAUGGGGUUUUACAUAAUAAAACAAAGAUACUGUACCUCUGAAUGAUCAAAUAAAAAGACCAGUCUUUGUUCAAUAACUUUUCAGUCAAAGGCUUCAAAAAUUAUCUUAAUGGUUUUUCUCUUUUUCUGUUCUUUUUGCAGAACAGAGUAAAUGAAAUGUUUCCAAAGACUGCUUUUAUUAACUGGAAGAAAAAAAACACUCUCAUGACUUCUUUUUUUAGAAGUUAGUUUUUACUAUAUUGGAUUUACACAUUACACAUUUCUAAAAUCAAUUCAAAACAAGGAAAAAUGUUUUACUUUGGUCCUUCAGUGGUCAGUACUUUGAGUGAAAUUUUUUGUUAAAGAUUAUUUGUAUUUAUGUUUAAUAAUGUGAAUGUCCACAGCACUGAGCACACUCAUUAGUGUCUAAUGCUGGGCACGCUAAUGUUUAUUUGCAAUACUUGUCUCCUGGUAGCAGAUAUUAAUUUGUUUAGUAUUUAUAAACAUCAAAAUUUGAAACUGAGUGAUUUCUUGCCUGCAGUGAUAUUAGAAGUCUAAGUUUUAUAAUAUAUUGACAUGUUGACUUGAUGCCACAAGUGCCCUUGCUUUUAUAUAUGUAUUUUUUCCAAAGUUCCUAGUUAUUUCAGAAACAGAAUGUAGUGUGGUUUAUGAGGUGUGAGUAACUACCUUGCAUGGAUUAUCUGUGCCAAUAUGAAUAAAACAGUCUAGUAAUAAAAGGAAUGUGCAAAUACAGUUAAAGCUUUAUGAUUUGGGCAUAUUUAUUAAUAUGGUACGUGAACAGCUGACAGCUUUCAGCCAUGUAAUACUGAUAAGAAAGCAGACAUAAGCUUGUACUCUCUACUUCAGACCUGAAAAUAAAAAUUAAAAGCAUUGGUUUCAA